AGAACAACAACAACAAUAUUAGCAGCAGCAGCAGCAGCAGCAGAAACGAGACACGGUAGAGAGGAUUUUGUUAAGAAAGGGAAAAACUCAUACGCGAGUAACAAAAGAGAAAAAUGACUUCAAAGAAGCGAAAAAUCUUUUUAGACGCUGGCGACGACGACGAUGAUGAUAAUAAUUUCGAUGAUGAAGAUUCUGGUUCAGACUUUGAUGACGAUGAGGAUCCAGAUCAAAUCGAAGUGCCAGGCGGUGGUCUUAAUCUAAAUACAGCGGUUACGUAUGCCCAAAAUAUACGAAGUGGUGUUGGAAUUGCCACAAAAGGUGGAACAGCAACAGGAGCAGUAGUUGCACCAGCAGCAGCAACAACAACAACACGACUUCAAGGAGGUGUAGCAGGAGCAGGAGCCACAAUUAUACCCACAAUUAGCGCUAAUAAAAUCAUCAAUAUCAAUAACAAUAAUAAUAUAAAUAAUAAUAAAACUGUUUCGUUGCUGCGUCUCAACAAUAGUAUAAUAAAUAAUAAUAAUAAUAAUAAUAAAAUAAAUAUUAUAACAAAGAAUAACAACAAUAACAUCAGCAACAACAAACAUCAUAAUAAUACAAACAGUAUUGUCGCAGUGCCAAUUGGAGGAAAAAUAACAACAAUACGAAUACCAACAACAAAACUCGUAACGGUAGCAACGCCAGGAGGUGGAGUGGGAGCAGCUGCAGCAGCAGGAGCCGGAGCGGGAGGAGUUGCAUUAAAAGCGACUAAACUGCCGUUAGAUACAGCAAUUAACAGCAGCAACAAUAUGCCAAAGAAAUUGAAUCAAACCAUGGCGGCAAUGGCCAAUGCCGCCAAUACGAAUACCACCACCAAUGCAAGGAAUAGUCUUAGUAAUCCUUCUUCAUCCACAACCAAAUCUAGCACCACUGCCAUGACUUAUACAACUAGCGGGGGCGGUGGUGCUGCCACUGGAGGAGGGGUCGCUGCCAGUGGCGGUGGCGUGGGUUCAGCCAACUCAUAUUUAAGUAGCGGUGCUGGCAACUAUCUCAACAGUUUGAGCACCAACGAAUUGAUGAAUCUGGCCGCUUAUGUAGCCUCCAAGGGUAACAAUGCGUCACCCACAAAUUUCAAUAGCAAUGCCAACACAAGAGGCUCCACCACCACUAGUGGUGGUGGUGGUGGUGGUGGUGUUGGCGGUGUCACUUCAUCCUCCACAUCUUCAACAAUCUCCUCGACGUCGUCAUCAUCAUCUUCUUCGGCUGCUAAUUUCAAUAUGGCCGCGUCUUUAUUGGCGCAGAUGAGCUAUGCAAAUGCCACGCCUAUGCGGCCCUACAUGAUGACAACAAAACCAACGACAACGCCAAAAAUAAUCAUGCCCGCAGGAGCAUCAUCGGCAGCAGCAUCAGCAGCAGCAGCAGCAGCAGCAGGAGGAGCAUCAACAGCAACAGCUGGAGGCGGUGGAGCCGCAGCAGCCGCCGGCGGUGGCGCAAUGAAAGUCAACACUAUGAUGCUGGAGGCAGUUCAGAAAUUAAUCGCCAUGAAUCCGGAAUAUCUGACCAGCGGUAUACCCAAUAAUGUAUUCCAAAUGUUUUUACAAACAACACGAGCCCCACCAACUCCUUCGGUGGCGAUGCAACCAGCCAAUCCCUCAAUGGUUCAAGUCAAUGCACAAGCAGCGGCGGCGGCGGCGGCAAAUGCGGCAGCAGCAAAUGCAGCAGCAGCAGCAGCUGCCUCCUAUGUCCAACAGCCGGAAGAAGAUGAAGUCGACUAUGAGGAGAUGGGUGUGGCCGAGACUUAUGCCGAUUAUUGGCCAGCAAAGCUUAAAUUGGGUAAAAAGCAUCCCGAUGCUGUUGUGGAAACCGCCUCGCUUAGCUCGGUGGAACCCUGCGAUGUUUACUAUAAGGUAUCCAUUCCCAGCGAUACAAUCAAUAGCGGCCAGCUGAGUGCAUUGCAAUUGGAAUCCAUCACAUAUGCCUCACAGGCGCACGAUCAUCUCCUGCCCGAUGGCAGUCGUGCUGGCUUCCUAAUUGGCGAUGGCGCCGGUGUGGGCAAAGGUCGAACCAUUGCUGGCAUUAUCUAUGAGAAUUAUCUCAAGGGACGCAAGAAGGCAUUAUGGAUAUCGGUAUCCAAUGAUCUCAAAUAUGAUGCAGAACGCGAUUUAAGUGAUAUCGGUGCAUCGCGUAUUGAGGUUCAUGCUUUGAAUAAGUUCAAGUACGCCAAGAUAAGCUCGGAUGUGAAUAAUAAUUGCAAACGUGGCGUUAUCUUUAGCACAUAUUCGGCUCUAAUUGGUGAAUCGAAUAAUAAGACUGGAAAAUAUCGUUCACGUUUCCGUCAGCUAUUGCAAUGGUGUGGCGAGGAUUUUGAAGGACUCAUCAUAUUCGAUGAGUGUCACAAGGCAAAGAAUUUGUGUCCCGUCGGUUCGGGUAAACCCACAAAGACGGGUCAAACCGUCUUGGAGUUGCAACAGAAAUUGCCAAAAGCACGUGUUGUAUAUGCAUCAGCCACUGGAGCAUCCGAACCGAAGAAUAUGGCCUAUAUGGUGCGCUUAGGUCUCUGGGGUCAGGGUACAGCUUUUCCCAAUUUCAAUGAUUUCAUUACGGCAGUCGAGAGACGUGGCGUGGGAGCUAUGGAAAUUGUGGCCAUGGAUAUGAAACUGCGUGGCAUGUAUAUCGCAAGACAAUUGAGUUUCAAGGGCGUUACCUUUAAGAUCGAAGAGGUUGCCCUUUCUAAGGAAUUUCGUAAGAUCUAUGAUCAAUCGGUUGAAUUAUGGGUGGAAGCAAUGCAAAAAUUUACCGAAGCCGCCGAACUGAUCGAUGCCGAGAGCCGCAUGAAGAAAACAAUGUGGGGACAAUUCUGGUCAUCGCAUCAGCGUUUCUUUAAAUAUUUAUGCAUAGCGGCCAAAGUGAAUCAUGCCGUGAUGGUGGCCCGCGAAUCGAUUAAAUAUGGCAAAUGUGUGGUCAUUGGUCUCCAAUCGACGGGCGAGGCUCGCACAUUGGAUCAACUGGAACGCGAUGAUGGUGAGCUAACCGAUUUCGUAUCCACAGCCAAGGGAGUUUUUCAAUCGUUUGUGGAACGGCAUUUUCCUGCACCUGAUCGCAAUCGCAUUAAUCGUAUUCUUGGUCUCUAUGAUGAUAAUAAUAGCAGUAGCACUACAAUUAAUACCACCGCCAGUAACACGACAAGCAGCGGUGUCUCAUCGAUGUCUGCGGCCUCUAGUCUCAAUAAUAAUAAUAACAAUAAGAAUAAUAACAACAACGGCAGCAGCAGCAAACGUAAAGGUGCCAGCAAUGCAAGUGAUUCCAAUUCGGUUAAAUCGAAACGUAAGAAGACCCAGAAACGCAGUGCCUCUUGGCAAUAUAGCGAUAGCGAUGAUGAUGCCGCCGGACAUACGCCAUCGAAUAGUGAUAGCGAUAAUCCCAGCCACAGUGACGGUGCGUACAAUAAUAGCGAUGAUGACAAUGGCGACGAUGACGACGACGAUGAUGAGGACGAGGAUGAGGAUGACGAUGAUCAUGACAGGGAUAGCGAUCGUCGGAGUGUGGCCAGUGAUGCCAGUUCCGAUUUCAAUCCAUUUUUCAGUGGCAGUGACAGUGAUAUUGAUCCCUGGGUCAAUGCUCGUAGCAAAAAAUCCACCAAAAAGAUCAAAAAGAAGACCAAAAAGAAGGUGAAAAAGGAAAAGGCCAUUAAAAAAGAGUCAAAAGAUUCCAUUGCAUCUGCAGCAGCAGCAAACCCCAUGGGAGCAGGAGCAGCAACAGAUCCUAGCGGUAGUAGUGCUGGCAUGUCAGCGGCUGUUGCCGCCGCUCUCAAUGCGGUCAAGACACGCAAGUCUCAGCUAUCGACACAGGAUAAAAUCCAAGAUUUGCUGCAAAAGAAACAAGAGCUAAAGGGCACUGUGACUCCCGUUGGAGUGAAUGGUGUUAAAUUAAAUUAUGGCCCGCCACCGAAAGAUGCCAUCGAACGGGCUUGCACCAUGAAGGAGGAAUUGUUGCGUAAAAUUGAACGCCUGGGCUCUCGAUUGCCACCCAAUACGUUGGAUCAGCUGAUCGAUGAGCUUGGCGGUCCCGAGAAUGUGGCCGAAAUGACAGGACGACGUGGUCGUGUUGUCCAGAACGAUGAUGGCACCAUACAAUAUGAAUCCCGCACUGAAUCGGAUGUCCCUCUCGAAACAUUGAACAUAACCGAAAAGCAGCGAUUCAUGGAUGGACGCAAGGAUGUGGCCAUUAUAUCGGAGGCAGCGUCCAGUGGUAUAUCAUUGCAGAGCGAUCGUCGUGUCUUCAAUCAGCGUCGUCGUGUCCACAUUACCCUCGAGUUGCCAUGGUCAGCCGAUCGGGCCAUACAGCAAUUUGGACGAACACAUCGUUCGAAUCAGGUGAACGCCCCGGAGUAUAUAUUCCUGAUUUCGGAUUUGGCUGGUGAGCGACGUUUCGCGUCGACCGUGGCAAAACGUUUAGAAUCGUUGGGAGCUCUCACACACGGUGAUCGUCGUGCCACGGAGACUCGGGAUCUAUCUCAAUUCAAUAUUGAUAAUAAGUAUGGCCGUCAGGCAUUGGAGACCGUAAUGCGGACCAUAAUGGGCUAUGAGUCACCAUUGGUACCGCCCCCCACCGAUUAUUCUGGUGAAUUCUUUAAGGAUAUUGCCGGGGCCCUGGUCGGUGUUGGCAUCAUUGUCAAUAGCGAGAGUCAUCCCGGUGUUCUCAGUUUGGAUAAGGACUACAAUAACAUAUCAAAGUUUCUCAAUCGUAUAUUGGGCUGUCCGGUCGAUUUACAAAAUCGUCUAUUCAAAUAUUUCACCGAUACAAUGACGGCCAUUAUAAAUCACGCCAAACGCGGUGGUCGCUUUGAUUUGGGUAUUCUAGAUUUGGGUGCCGCUGGUGAGAAUGUGAAUCGUGUGCGUCUUUUGCGAUUUGUACGUAAACAUGCCACAGGCGUGGCACCCACAGAAUUGCAUACAGUGCGUGUUGAACGUGGCAUGAUCUGGCAGGAGGCUAUUGACAAAUAUGCUGAUCUAUUCAAUGAUAGUGAAGGCUUCUAUGUAUCGCAUCAGUUGCGUAAUCAAAAACGUACAGCCAUUUUGGUUGUCGUCCUGGAGCAGCAACAAUCGCGUAGUUCAUCAGAUUUUGAUAGCAUCAAAAAGGAUAAGAAGAAAUCUCGCAGCAAAAAAGAGAUAAUGUGUCAAAUUUAUCGUCCCAACACCGGACUACAAGUUCGCCAUGAAUCCCUAUUCGAGCUGGAGAAGAAAUAUCGUAAAGUUCCCAGCGAGGAGGCCGAACCGCAUUGGACCGAACAAUAUGAUGCCUCGGUGAAUACAUGCUCGCAUGCCUAUUGGAAUGGCAAUUGUCGUAAUGUCAGUUUAGGCACCGAUUGUGAGGUGGGCUUGCGUCAACGUUUGUAUCAUGUGCUAGCUGGUUCGGUUCUAUCCGUUUGGGGACGUGUCGAACACAUCUUGAAUACUCGUUCCAAUAGCAAAAUGCAAGUGAUACGCAUGAAGACAACGGAGGGUGAGAAAAUUGUUGGAACACUUAUACCCAAAUCUUGCUUUGAAACGCUUAUGAACGAUUUGCGCAGCGAUUCGCAAAAGGAAGAGGAGUUUAAUUACUAAAAAAAAAAAAACAACAACAACAACAAACAAAAAAUAAGUUGUAUUUGUUAUGGCUUGUGUUUU
Messenger RNA from Drosophila willistoni, 5645 nucleotides. RefSeq names its product protein strawberry notch (gene sno). Gene Ontology annotation, biological process: regulation of DNA-templated transcription. Lineage: Eukaryota; Metazoa; Arthropoda; Insecta; Diptera; Drosophilidae. Gene Ontology annotation, cellular component: nucleus. Gene Ontology annotation, molecular function: chromatin DNA binding; histone binding. The transcript is spliced from 12 exons. The coding region runs from base 114 to 5582 and encodes 1822 amino acids. The record is from RefSeq and is a predicted model, not a curated record.